AUAUGCACUUGUUUGGACAGUAUACAGCACACAAUGAUUCCUGUCUUGUUUCCUGCAAUGCGUACAAUCAAGUUGUCAAACCCCACGGCUUCCAGACACACUGUGGCUGGGGAGUAUCCGCACACUGAGUAGAGAGGACCGCUCCACCUCUGCCCCCAGAGCCAUGCACAGCAAGAACCAGAGGAGACAUGGCUCCCCUGUGGUCCCUGGGAGGCCCAAAGCCCCGCUGGCUCACAGCACCCUCGGCCCGGCCCAGCCCAAGCCCUUCAGAGCGCCCAGAGACGGGGCCCACAGCCCCUUCACCAGGACGCCGCACGCGGUCUACCCACCGAAGGGAGGCCGAGGGCGGCCAUGUGUGUCUGUUCCUGUGGUCAGUCUGGAGAAGAUGCCGUGUCUGGGAAAGACCGAGGGGCCCCACGUCAGACUGAACUGCACGUCCUCCACGUCCACCACGCCCUCGUCCUCAGCUGCCACCAUGCUCAAGCCCUCUCACAAGCCCCAGGACCGGGUCCUGAAUGGCAGAGUACCCAGCAUGCCCCACUCCGCCCCCGACAGACGACCUGGCACCUCUCCUUCCACAGCAGACAGACGGCCGUCUUCCUCUCCGUGCUCUGUGGACAGACGGCCGUCUUCCUCUCCGUGCUCUGUGGACAGACGGCCAUCUUCCUCUCCCUCCCCUCUGGACAGGCGACCCAGUGCCCUGCCCCCUCCACUGGACAAAAAGCACCAAAAUGGCACAAAGGCCAGCAAGCCAUAUAAGAGGAUGUCAGCCAGGGUAUUCGAUCCCAACAAGCACUGUGGAGUCCUGGACCCCGAGAGCAAGAGACCCUGCACCCGCUCUCUCACCUGCAAGACGCAUUCUCUAACCCACCGGAGGGCGGUGUCAGGGCGGAAGAAGCCGUUUGAUUCGCUGCUGGCGGAGCACAAGGGGAGGCUGAAGGAGAAGGAGAAGGAGAAGGAGAAGGAGAAGGAGGCGCAGCCCUCCCGGGGGCAGCAGGGGGGCCGGGACUCCAGCCACGGCCUCCCGGCCCCGUCACAUGACCCCCAGAGCAGCACGCCCGCACACUGCCGCAACGGCAAGACCGCGUCGCCGUCGAAGGCCAGGGCUCUCGCCGCAUACAUACCCCGGGCUCCUGGCGGUAGGGGCGGAGUCGGUCAGAACUGCGGCCCUGGCCCCGCCCCUGACAUGGUGAACCUCAGUGCUGGAGCGGAGGGGCGUGGCCGGGCGUCCAGCGAAGAGGAUGAGAUCACGCUCCCGGACGAAUCAGAGAGGCCAGACUGCCACUGUUCGCCACGGCACCCAAGGCCCAUGGGAUGCUGCUGUUUUGGCAGUCGGCUGAUGGGGCAGGGACACUACGUCUUUGACAGGCGGUGGGACCGAACGCGGCUCGCUCUGCACCGCAUGGUGGAGAAGCACGUCAACUCUCUGAUGUGGAGGAAGAUCCCGCUGGCUGGUGAAAGCCCCGCCCCCUCUCCAGGGGCGGUUCCAGCCGGGCAAUCCUUCCUGGGCCCCUCCUCCAGCGGCAUUGGCCUGCCCCUGCUGUCCCCGCCCGCAGCCUUCGCCCACCAAUCGGACGGCGUGUCCAUGACGUCCUACUCCGCGACCUUUCCCCUCAGCGGCGGGGGCGUGUUCAGCAUCGUGGACUCCUCCUCCCUGGCGGCCCCGCUCCCCGCCCCCUCGGCCGCGUCGUCCCGGGGUGGGAGGGGCCGCGGCAGACCCAGCCGGCCCCCGAAAGCGCCCGAGCGGGACCCUGGGGCAGCGGGCGGGGCAGUCGGGGGGAGGAAGAAGAAGCCCCCGCCCCCCAAUGCGGCCCCCCAGAAGAGGAACAGCGUCAGCGCCGUGCCCCCCCACCCGGCCGGCCCUGUAUGCACCAAUGGGAAGGCCCCCCUCAGUGCCAGACCCGAGCCCCCCGUGCUCCACUCGGCCUUCCCCGCGCCCUGCGCCCCCCCCGGGGACCACGGCCUCUCCGUCCACAGCCCC
This is a messenger RNA of Conger conger (European conger), 1981 nucleotides long. It is a transcript of the gene atxn7l1, whose product is annotated as ataxin 7-like 1. The record is from RefSeq and is a predicted model, not a curated record. The transcript is spliced from 9 exons. The annotation marks the transcript as partial. Lineage: Eukaryota; Metazoa; Chordata; Actinopteri; Anguilliformes; Congridae.